AUGCAUUUCCAGGCGACGACACAAAGAAGCGCGGCGCAAUACGAGCUCAAAGGUAUCAUAUACUUUGGAUUAUCCCACUUUACAAUGCGUCUCAUCGAACAAGGUGUACGUGUCUAUAAGUACGACGGUAUGGUGCAAACGGGCAAGAUCAAGUACGAGAGUUAUGUCAGCGACGUAAAGGACUGGAUGCACAUGGACGGCAGGGACGCUGCUGUGGCAAUAUAUACCUCGAGUGCCUAG
Schizophyllum commune H4-8 is the source of this 240-nucleotide messenger RNA. RefSeq lists its product as uncharacterized. The record is from RefSeq and is a predicted model, not a curated record. NCBI's taxonomy places the organism in Eukaryota, Fungi, Basidiomycota, Agaricomycetes, Agaricales, Schizophyllaceae. Bases 1 to 240 code for a protein of 79 amino acids. The transcript has a single exon.